AGAUUACCUACUCAUUGGUCAAGAAAACACAUGUUUAUUGUCAAAAUUCCAGUGAAAUCAAAUACAAGACAAGUCAAAAAAGUCAACAAAAAACGGUGAAUACCAACGUUCGGUUUACUUUUGGCGAGACAAAGUACAGCCGGGGGACCGAAGGGAAUCCAUCGCCGUCGCUUGUUACCGUGGACGCUUCCAGAAUUGUGUCGCCAGCUUGCCAUGGCCUCAAGGAAUGCACGAAGACCUCAGCAAUACCUGGUGUCACACUACGAUUUUCGGUCGAAGGGCUUCACGUACUUGUUGCUGGUAACAUCCAAAUGGGAAAUCUUACAUCGUACAUUGGUGUUGAAAAGUUGGUACCCCUGGUCCGUUUCGCACGAAAGAUCUCAGGAGUGAAAGCGGCACUAGCAAGAUCAGUCACAGUAGCUGGUGUGCCUAGCUCGAUGAGACCACAUCACCGUCCUCGCACGACUCCGACUCAUGGAUUACUAAAAACAACGUCGUUCGAGGGUGUCAUGUUGAAAUGUGGACAUGUCGGUGUGGACUGGCUAGCCGGAGAGAACAAAUUUUUCAGAGGAUCUUUUCAGGACAAAUUGUUUAGGUCGAAAUCUCUGCAGGAGUGUGGGUCAGCGAGGGUGGAGUGGGGUGGGUCCCAGAUGCCGACACACAGAAAAGCUGGAGGUGACCAGUAUUAUAAGACAUUGAGGAGAGACGUUGUGAAUUCUGGCCUCGACCUGGACAAACUUCACGUGUUGAAGAUAAGAAACAGGGAGGCAGGGGAGUCGUUCAGUAAUGGUGUGAUGACAAAGGACAAAUUUUCCAAAUACUCACCACUUCCAGCAAUAAAAAGGCCACCCGUGCUUAUGCGGGAGAAGACCUACGACGUGCUGGAGCCCGUUUAUGUGAGGGGUCCCAUCAAGGAGAAGCCAGGCCAAGUCUUUGAAAAAGAGCAGGAACCCCCAACGACAAGAGUUAAACUUCCAGAAAUAAGGCAACCCCCUAUGUCAGCCAUCGCCAAAAAGACUAGGCGCACUCCAUCCAGGAGUGAUUCAUGUACUCCGAAAAAACCCCAGCCACAGGUGCAACCGCUGGCAAUUAAAAAGGAUGCAAAGGUCAAAUCGGCACCUAGAAGACACGCUUUCAGACCUCAGGAACUUUCUAAGGAUAUUUUACCUGAAAGCCCAACAGCCUUCUGGUUCCCGAUUUAGCACUACUUUUUCGGUCUCCCUAAAAACCCACAAAAGAACAAAAAGUGAUAAUAGUUAUAUUUGUAAUUUAUUUUUGUACCAAACUGUAAGUAAAUCAAUUUUAUAUAUGACCAAAAAAUAUAUAAAA
This is a messenger RNA of Cimex lectularius (bed bug), 1329 nucleotides long. RefSeq lists its product as uncharacterized. The record is from RefSeq and is a predicted model, not a curated record. The transcript is spliced from 4 exons. NCBI's taxonomy places the organism in Eukaryota, Metazoa, Arthropoda, Insecta, Hemiptera, Cimicidae. Bases 312 to 1202 code for a protein of 296 amino acids.